AUGGAAGAUCUGCUGCUGCUGCUCGCUAACAGCAGUAGCAGCAACAAUAACAGCAGCAGCAACAACAACAGGGCUUCUUCUAUGAAGCGCAGCAAAGACUGGGAGCAGGGUUCCUUUGGUGCUGCUGUUGCUGCUGCUUCGUUGCUGCCUGAGACCCUCAGACUGGAGGAGACUUCUGCUUUGGGGGACCGCAGCAGCAGCAGCAGCAACUCCUUCUUGCAGUUUCUGUCGGUUUUUGAGGGGGGAAAGGCCUGCUGCAAGCUGCUGCGGCAGCAGCAGCAGCGCAGUGCGCAGGCGCUGCAGCAGCUGCUGCAGCAGCCAGAGAGUGUGGGGAGGGCGGUGUCGAGGCAGCAGCAGGAGGAGAGAGAGUUACUUGUUGCUGCUGAUGCUGCCGCUGCUGCUAACCGGCGGGACGCGGAUGGGUCGCAGCCGCUGCUGCUGCUGCAUAGGGAUCCGCUGCCUGCUGCUGCUUGCUUAACACCUGAAAUGCUGCAGCAGCUGUGCAUCGGUAUCUUAAGUUGCUUUUCCUAUUAUGCAUGCACCUGCAGCAAGCUGGAAGCCAGCGUUGCUGCUGCAGCGACCAUUGCAGAAGCUGCAGCGGCAGGCUCCAUCAGGGGCAGGGAGGCGCCGGGGCUUGACAGCAGUAGAGAAGAGCCUACAGGUGCUGCUGCUGCUGCUGUUUGCGCACAGCAGGCAAUGCUGCAGCAACAGCAGCUGCUGCUGCACCCCGAUAACCACUCUGCCUUCAUUGCAGCAAAGUUUGCUGCAGCUCUUGCAAACCCCGAGGGUUUCAAACCCCUCACUACAGACAUCCUCAUGCCCCAACCGGUCGUGUUGCAUCUACAGCAGCAGCAGAAGCAGCAACAGCAGCAGGACGGAGGUGUUGAGGAGUCUGCGCUAGACGAUAGGUGGGCUUCCCGCUUAGCAGACGAGGCUCUGCUGCCGUUUGGAUGGACAUUCACCGCAGAUGGCAGAAAAAAGAGUACUACUCUUCUAGAGGAGCAGCAUCACGAAGAGGAUCCUGCUGCUGCUGCUCAAGCGUCUGCUGCUGCAGCAAGCCGCCGUGCGGAGGAGGUGCUGCUGCAGCUGAAUGCUCUCCCCGAGAGCAGCAGCUGGGCUUACUUUCCUGUAGGGGAGGAGUUAAUGCUGCAACUGUGUACAACCCUUGGGGCUUUGCUGCAUGCCCGCAGCAACAUGGGCAGCAGCAACUUGCCCUUCUGGGCCAAUGCAGCUGCUGCUACUGGUGCAGCAGAGACCCACACCAACGCAGAUGCAGCGGCAAAAGAGGACGCUGACCUGCUGCUUGCUGCAGAGGAUGCCACGCUAGCGGAUGAACAGGCCGUCUUCUUCUUAAAUCAGGCAAAAGCUGCUGCCGCUGCAGCAAACAGCAGCAGCAGCAGCGUGCAGCAGGGUUGUAGCGGGGCCUCUGCGGUGGUGCCGGUUGUAGCUGCGCAGCAGCAGUUGCUGCUGCUGCUGCUGCUGCAUCAGGCAUACCAUUUCGGGUGCAGCUGCAGCUGUUGCCCCGCAGCAGCAAGGGGCUGCUGCCGCAGCACCGCACACCUAGUGCUUCGUGCUGCAGCAACACAGCGCAGGAGCUGCCAAGAGCUGCAGCUGAAGAAGGAAGAGAGGGAACCUGCAGGCUCAACAGGCAGGCGGCCUCUCUGGCUUCUUCUGCAGCAGCAGCAGCUGUGCAGGCAGCUGCAAGCAGCAGCCCGAAGCUGCAUGCACAGGGCAGAGAGGGAAUGGCUGCCGCGCAGCUACUGGGCCUUUGCCGCCCUACACGCUUUAAAGUAA
Molecule: messenger RNA, 1794 nt
Organism: Eimeria maxima
Lineage: Eukaryota; Apicomplexa; Conoidasida; Eucoccidiorida; Eimeriidae
Exons: 1
Coding region: 1-1794 (597 amino acids)
Source: RefSeq, a predicted model, not a curated record